CAACAUAGUAACGUCGCGUAAGUUUCUCUAGAGACAAACAUUUUCCCCAUAUACUCAAAAUAGUAAUAGAUUUGACAGAAGAAAACCAUAUGACAGGUAGAUUUUUAUUUUUUAAGAAAAUAAAAAGACUUUGUCAAAAAAAUGUCCUCGCUUAAAUGUUCAUCUUCGAGUAUGAAUGAGAUCCUUGUUCAUUAAAGUCGGUCAAAAAUUAUGGCUGUUCUCAUUGACGGCGUGAACAACCUCAUAAAAGCAGCCAAUUGUAAUUCGGCUGCACAAAUCGAACACAUCGAGUAAUAAUUCUAUACAGUGGUUUAAUCAGACUUCACGACCUUCAGGAGCUACGACUUGUGGUCUCCGAAAGAUCUUGUGCAUCUCAUUGAUGCGUCUGCAUUUGGUGACACCGUUAGUUAUGAGCCAUGCCGGAGGAGGCGCAACAGUCGCGGCGAGGCCGCCACAGGCCAGCGACGUUGCUUAACUCGACGCACAUUCAAUCGACGAAUAUUAAAUUCUUUUGCGUGCAAGCACAUAGAUAGAAUAGAAUUCCAUAUCUGUCUAUUAUUCAAAGCGUCAUAAUAAUAGAUUUAUAACCUUCUCUCGUGACGAUGACCCUACAAAGUUUCCCAAGGGGAGGUGAAAAACGUAAAAGUAUAACGAAUUCGGUACAAGUGUUUCAGAAGAAAAAAGGAAAGAAAAAGGAGAAAAAGAAAGUUGCCAAAGAAUCCGACGAGGAAUUUAACUUUAUCGCUCGUACAGCGGAACGUUUAUCUAAUGCGACGCUAUGCGAAGGUCUAAAGAUCUUGGGAAGAAUUUGCGAAGUCAAAGAAUAUGAAUUAAUCGUUUCUUUACCGGGCGGAUUAAGUGGCCAAUUGACAGCACCUAAUGUUAGCAAAUCGUAUAAUGAUUUAUUAAUAAGUAUAGUCAGGGGAGAAGUAAAUGAGGUGUCCCAAUAUAAACCUUUAACCGAAUUAUACGAUAUAGGAGAAUAUAUUGUAUGUUACGUUCGAAGUACUCAAGCGGAUGGAAAAUGGAAUAUACAAUUGUCUCUGGAGUCUCAUUUAAUAAAUCAAAAUGUUGAUAUUAAGUAUUUGGUUAUUGGUACAAGAUUGGUUUGUUCCGUGAGCAGCGUAGAGGACCAUGGCUAUAUCUUAGACACAGGGAUUCCAAAUGUAAGAGCAUUUAUAUCUAUUAAGGAUGUAGAUGCGGAUAAAAAAUAUUUUGUAGGUAAACAGAUUUUUUGCUGUAUCAAAGAAUUGCAAACGACAAACAAUGUUACGACCAUUAAUUUGUCAACCAAACAGAAAUUAAUUGAUAAAGUUGCCAAUUAUGAGAUAGAAUCGUUAGACGUUCUUACACCCGGAACAAGGGUUCCCCUUCGUAUUCGAAAGAUCUUAUCAAAUGGAUUACAGGUGUCGUACGGCAAAGGACAUCAUAUAGGUUAUAUAAAUAGAAUUUAUAUGGAUAAAAGUGUGUCGUCUUAUACGGAGGAUAUGACGAUAAACGGAACGUUAAUGUAUAUUAUGCCAACGGUAAAAUUUGGAUAUUUUAGUUUAAUUGCGAAGAAAAUGACAGAAACGGCCGGAUGGUCACACGAGGGUGACAAUAGAAUGAAUAGGGGCGAGAUCGUUGAAAAGGCCACCGUCUUAUUUCGGGAAUCCAACGGUAUCGUCUUAAGGUUAGACUCGCGCUCACGCGGUUUUGUAUCCUUUCACAGAACUGACGUCGGUUUCGAUAAAGUGACGAAUAAAUUUAUACCUGACUCCGUGCAUAAAUGCAGAAUAUUGUUCUAUAAUUGGAUGGAGAAAAUGUAUAUAUGCACAAUGCAACAGGAUGAAUUGCAGGAGAAAUAUUUUACGGAAUCUGAUCUUUCUAUAGGCGACAUAUUACGCGUACAAAUAAAAACUAUUAAUAUUGAAAAUAAUUAUAUGACCGUCAGCAUAGGAAGAAUUACCGGAACCGUUGCUUCCGAUCACAUAUCUGAUUUUGGAUCGAAUGUCAUGGGAACGUUGAAAGUUGGCCAAUCGAUUGAAGCGAGAGUUUUGAAUAUAAACAGAGAAAAAAGUAAAGUACAAUUUACAUUGAAGGAAUCAUUGUUAAAGAGUAAUUUGCCGAUUUUGUCAGACGUUCGUAGUGCCAAAUGCGGUACAAGGCAUCAUGGUACCAUCGUUCAAAUUAAUAAGAAUGGAUUGUUAAUAAGAUUCUUUGGAGAGGCCAAGGGUUGGCUUCCAUUCGUAUAUUUAGAGAAACGUACUGCUUCUGUAAAUUGGAAUUACUCGAUAGGUCAAACAAUCGCGGUAUAUAUCGAAAGUGUCAAUGAAACCGAAGGAAAAAUGAAAUUGAAUUUAAUUAGUAACAUUGCCAAUAUGAAGAAUAGUGGAUUAUUGAUUGGGCAGGUCGUUGAAGGUAACAUAAUAGAAGCUUCUACCGAAGGGAUACGUUUGCAGAUUAAAGACAAAGAUGAAUAUCCCCAAGAAGGAUUUUUACCAGCCGGUCAUAUGGCACCGUGCAUCGAGAUUGGCAGACUUCUAGCGUCAAAGUGUAUACCUGGCGAUGUUAUUUCAGCAUUAGUAUUUGCUACCGAGCCAAAUUUAUUAUUAAGCAGGACAUUUUUAACGGACGAAAAACAUCGAGAAUUAAAGCAACUCAAAGUCGGAGAUUCUAUACCGAGCUCGAUUAAAGAUAUUGCACAGGACGGCAUUAGGGUUGUACUACCUAUCAACGAUUAUAAAAAGUAUGGAUUUGUUCCAUAUAAUAGGAUUACCAAUUUUGACAUGAUACAUGCAAAUCAAAUGUUAUUCGUGAAGAUCAUUAACAUUGAUAAAAAGGAAGAACAAUUGAAUUUAACCAUGUCAUUGGAAAAGUUAUGGACGGAAGAAAAUGACGAGGGUAUGAAAAUAAUGGGAUCGGUGGAUCUUCUUAAUCUUUACUUCAAUAAGAUAAAAGAAUUGAUAAGUAAUCCGUAUUAUGAAGGCAGACCGAUAUUAAAUGCGAGGAUAGGACAGGUCGUUACUGGAAGAAUUGAUAAAAUUACGAGUCAUGGUCUUGUAUUAAAGUUGGAAAAGAAUUUGGAAGGUACCGUACGUAAAGAUCAUUACAGCGGAAAUGUAAAAGUGGGAGAUGAAGUAUCGGGAAAAAUUUUAUGGAUCAAUUAUGUCCAUGAAUUUGUUGAAGUUACAUUAUUACCUAGUAUUAUACAUAAGAUUAAUUCCAAACAAAACGUUCAACUACCCGCUAAAACUUUAUUGCGCGGAGAAAUUGUGAUGGUUUCACAAUGGUUCAUUUUAGUUGUAUUGAAGGGUAAAGGGAAAGGCACCUUAGCUGCUUUACCAGCUCGUCGUCAUGUGAAUGACUUACGGCCUGACUCAAGGCCCUAUAUAUUUUUAUCUCGCAUUAGGUGUUAUGCCAUUUUAAAUAAACACGAAUCUGAUAUUAUGCCGAUCUGCAUGUUAAAAUCAGCAUUUGAAGUGUCAAGAAAAGCCGCUUUGUCUAAAGUAAUACGAAAGCAGCAACAACAAGGUACGUUGAAAAGAAAAUCGGUAAGCGUAAUAAGUAUUAAUGGAGAAGAGGAGCGGAUGAAGAUGCAAAAUUAUCCAAAGAAAAAUUCUUCCUACAAUGCGAAUUGUAUUGAGCGAUUUAAUGAAGAUCAAUUACCUCGAAAGAGAAAGCUCGAGGAAGAAACUGUCACGUGCAAAAAGAAAAAAUUAAAUAAGAAAAUCCAAAAUCUUAAUGGCAUAAGUCAAACUGAGAUUGAAUUUGGGAAUGAAGAAAAUCGAAAGGAUUAUAAUAACAUUGAUAAAAAUAAUCAAGAUAAGAGAGAUAAUGAGAAAGUAACCGAUAGAAAUGUAGUUGGUAUACCUCAAUGUGGCUUUUAUUGGGAUACUAUGCCAGACGCAAGAUUAGUAGCCGAUAUUGAAACAUCUAGCGACAGCGAAGACGACAUCGAGGAGCGAGAGAAAAAAUCGAAGGUGAAAAAAUUAAGUGCGGCCCAGCGUAGAGAACGGGAACGACAAAAGGAACGUGAAAUUAGAGAACGCGAAGAGGCUUUGGCAAGCAAUCGAAUGCCAAACUCGGUAGAUCAGUUUGAUAGAUUGGUAUUGGCAAGUCCCGAUAGCUCGUUAGUUUGGUUGCAAUAUAUGGCUUAUCAUUUACAAGCGACGGAAGUAGAAAAGGCAAGAGCAAUUGCCAGAAGAGCCAUUAAAACGAUAAAUUUUAGGGAAGAAAAUGAAAAAUUAAAUGUAUGGAACGCCUGGUUGAAUUUAGAAUCGAAAUUUGGUACGCCUGAAGCUCUCAAUGAUGUCUUUCAAGAGGCCGUAAGAACUAACGACGCAUCAAAGGUCUAUACGCACAUGUUAACGGUGCAUGCUGAAGCAGGACGACAAUUUGAAUUAGAGAAAUUAGUUAAUACUUUCAUCGGAAAAUUUAAACAAAAUCCGAAAGUGUGGCUGGAAUGUGGUGGUGCUUUAUUAAAGCUUGGCUUGAAAGAUAAAUCUAGACAAGUAAUGCAACGUGCUCUACAAUCUUUGCCAUCGUCAGAACAUGUCAAUAUAAUGUUACGUUUUGCAAAUCUUGAAAAUCAAUUUGGAGAAAAGGAAAGAUCGCAAACAUUGUUUGAACAAAUUUUAAGUUCAUAUCCCAAACGCGUUGACAUAUGGUCUUCUUAUGUAGAUUCUUUGGUAAAGUCAGAAGAAAUUUCUAUUGCAAGAAAAGUGUUGGAGAGAGCAAUUGUUCAAAAUUUACCGCCAAAAAAGAUGAAAGUACUUUUUAAAAAAUUCAUUUCCUUUGAAGAGAAGCAUGGUACACCAGAAGAUGUAGAGCAUGUACAGCGUGCUGCUGCCGAUUAUAUAGAGAAUCAAUGUGGCGAACGUGUAAAUUGAUUGUUAUAUAAUAUAUUUAUAGCAUCGUUAUAUUGUAAGAAAAGAAAAGAAUUAAUAUUAA
Messenger RNA from Vespa crabro (European hornet), 4932 nucleotides. RefSeq names its product protein RRP5 homolog (gene Rrp5). Bases 603 to 4871 code for a protein of 1422 amino acids. Gene Ontology annotation, cellular component: small-subunit processome; nucleus; nucleolus. The transcript is spliced from 7 exons. Lineage: Eukaryota; Metazoa; Arthropoda; Insecta; Hymenoptera; Vespidae. Gene Ontology annotation, molecular function: protein binding; RNA binding. Gene Ontology annotation, biological process: rRNA processing. The record is from RefSeq and is a predicted model, not a curated record.